Molecule: messenger RNA, 2487 nt
Organism: Penicillium chermesinum
Lineage: Eukaryota; Fungi; Ascomycota; Eurotiomycetes; Eurotiales; Aspergillaceae
Product: glycoside hydrolase family 92 protein
Exons: 6
Coding region: 1-2487 (828 amino acids)
Biological process (GO): carbohydrate metabolic process; glycoprotein catabolic process; protein quality control for misfolded or incompletely synthesized proteins
Cellular component (GO): cytosol; nucleus
Molecular function (GO): peptide-N4-(N-acetyl-beta-glucosaminyl)asparagine amidase activity; carbohydrate binding
Source: RefSeq, a predicted model, not a curated record
AUGCGCUCGCUGUACCUACCGCUCCUUCUUGCCAGCAGUCGCGCGCUGGCCGCUGCCCCCAAGGACUACGAUGUGCUCCAGUAUAUCGACCCGCUGAUCGGCACCGCCAAUGGAGGCAAUGUCUUCGCUGGCGCUUCUCUGCCCUACGGGAUGGCCAAGGCCGUUGCUGAUACCGACUCCGAGAGUAACCAGGGCGGUUUCGCGUACGAUGGCAGCAACGUCACAGGCUUUUCGAGCAUGCACGACUCCGGAACUGGCGGUAGUCCUUCCCUUGGCAAUUUCCCUCUUUUUGCUUAUCCCGAAUGCGCUGGCGACGAUGUUGACGGCUGUGUUUUCCCGAAGCUUGCCCGGAAAACGAAGUAUACACCCGGCUCGGUGAAGGCGACUCCUGGAUACUUCAGCAUUGGGCUGGAGUCGGGCGUUAAUGUGGACAUGACUGCUGCUCAGCAUACAACACUCUUUCGCUUCAAUUUCACCAAGGCGACUAGUCCGCUUGUUUUCCUAGAUUUGACCGAUCUGUCGGAUUCUAGGCAAGAUAAUGCGACGAUUUCCGUCAACGAGAAGACCGGGCGUAUGACGGGUACUGCUAAGUUCUUGCCUAGCUUUGGAAGUGGGACAUACGAUCUUUCCUUCUGUGCCGACUUCAAAAGCUCUGCUGGUCUACGCGAUAGCGGUAUCUUUGUCGAUGCAAGGGCAAGUGCCGAGGUGCAUGAUUUGAAGAUAUCGAGAGGGAUCAACGGGUAUCCACUACCGGGUGGUGGAUUCGUCCGUUUCAAGUCUCCGUCAGAUGGCCAAGUCCAAGCUCGAGUCGGCCUAAGCUUUAUUAGCUCUGACCAGGCUUGUUCGAAUGCUGAGUCUGAGAUUCCUGAUUUUGAUUUUGAAAAGCUCCACCAGGACGCCAUCGAUCAGUGGACAGAGAAGCUCAAGCCAAUCCGUGUCUCACGGAAUGUUGUUCACCCCUCAGUCCUUACCAACUUCUACAGUGGCAUUUACCGUACCAUGGUGAAUCCUCAGAAUUAUACCGGGGAGAACCCUCUCUGGAGCAGUGAAGAGCCCUACUUUGACUCUUUCUAUUGUUUAUGGGACUCGUUCCGGUCUCAGUUCCCAUUCCUUACCCUUGUUGAUCCAAGCGCAGUCGCUGAGAUGAUACGAUCCAUGAUUGAAACUCAACGUCAUCUUGGGUGGUUGCCGGAUUGCAGAAUGUCGCUGUGCAAGGGUUAUACACAAGGCGGCUCUAACGCAGACAACAUCCUGGCCGACGCCUACGUCAAAGGCCUGGCUAACGGAAUUAAUUGGGAUGACGGCUAUGCUGCUGUGAAGAAAGACGCCGAGGAAGAGCCCUUCGAUUGGUCCAACGAGGGCCGUGGCGGACUCGUCAGCUGGAAAUCAAAGAACUACAUCCCCGUGGAGGACUUUGACUACCUCGGCUUUGGCACCAUGACUCGCAGCAUCUCUCGUACCCUCGAGUACUCCUACAACAACUUUGCUAUUGCCCAAAUAGCCCGUGGCCUCGGCAAAUCAGCCGAUGUAGAGAAGUACGAAGAAAGCUCCGGCUACUGGAAAAACCUGUACAAGAAAGAUCAAGAGUCGUUUCUCCCAAACGGCAAGCCAACCGGCUAUACAGGGUUCUUCCAGCCCAAGUAUCUCAAUGGGACCUGGGGAUAUCAGGACCCUCUCAAAUGCUCCAAUAUCGACACCAGCGGCGCCAUCUGCUCUCUGCAGAACACCGGUCCCGAAACCUUCGAAUCCAGCAUUUGGGAAUACUCAUUCUUCGUCCCCCACGACAUGGCUGCCCUAAUCACCCUCUUCGGCGGCCCGGCCAAAUUCGUCUCGCGCCUCGACUACCUCCACGACAACAACAUAACCUACAUCGGCAACGAGCCUGCCUUCCUAACAGUCUAUCAAUACCACUACGCCGGCCGCCCUGCCAAAUCCACCGCGCGCGUCCGCACGUACAUCCCCGAUUUCUUCGCGCCCACCCCCACCGGCCUCCCCGGCAACGACGACUCCGGCGCCAUGGGCUCCUUCGUCGCGAUGUCGAUGAUGGGCCUGUUUCCGAACCCAGGCCAAAGCGUCUACCUAAUCACAGUGCCCUUCUUCGAGGCCGUGGACAUCACGUCCCCCGUAACAGGCAAGACGGCGACCAUCCGCGUCCUCAACUUCGAGAAGUUCAACUCGGCGAAUAACACCGGGGGCUCGGGCUUUAUCCAGUCUGCGACGUUGAACGGGGAGCCAUAUACGAAGAACUGGGUUGAUCACGAUUUCUUUACAGAGGGGAAGAGCCUGGUCCUUGUGCUUGGUAAGAAUGAGAGUUCGUGGGGGACUGGGCCGGGUGAUCUGCCGCCUUCCUUGUCGACGCAGUCGUCGCAGGCGGAGUUGUUUCAUCCUCAUGCUUUCUCGGGCGAGGGGGUGGAGUAUAAGGGGGUAGGUGCCGGUCAGCACGCUGCGCGCCAUGGCCGGAGAUGGAGUGGUGGGCACGGGCAUUAG